Molecule: messenger RNA, 1619 nt
Organism: Cyprinodon tularosa
Lineage: Eukaryota; Metazoa; Chordata; Actinopteri; Cyprinodontiformes; Cyprinodontidae
Gene: yipf2
Product: Yip1 domain family, member 2
Exons: 9
Coding region: 149-1066 (305 amino acids)
Biological process (GO): vesicle-mediated transport
Cellular component (GO): membrane; Golgi apparatus
Molecular function (GO): small GTPase binding
Source: RefSeq, a predicted model, not a curated record
GUAGUGACGUGUCCCGCCAGGUUGCAGCUGCGUGAGCCUCUGACAGAGCAGCGCAUCAUCAGCUCAUUAAAGCCACAUAAAGGCUUAAAGCUGCGGCGGGCGAAAUGUGAGGAACGUUCCAGAGAAGCGGAUCCUGCAGGAAGCAGCCAUGAGCAGCCCACGUGACCUGCACUUCCAGGAGUUUGAGGAAGCAGCAGAUCUUCUGUCUGCGGACCCCGGGGCCUCCACGCUCAGCGCGUCUGCAUCCAACGACCCAACCACUGCAGCCGGACCGGCAGCGGGGGAGGACAUCAAACUGGACCUGUCUGAGGACGAGGACGCUCGGGAGGAGAGUUCAGAGCUUCUAGGAGGACAGAGAUCAGGUGGAGGAUUCUGGACCUUUGAGUACUACCAGUCCUUCUUCAACGUGGACACGGUUCAGGUUCUGGACAGGGUGAAGGGCUCGGUGCUGCCUCUGCCUGGAAGGAACUUUGUCAAACAUUACUUGAGGAACAACCCAGACCUGUACGGUCCGUUCUGGAUCUGUGUGACUCUGGUGUUCUCAGUAGCCAUCAGUGGGAACCUGUCGUCCUUCCUCAGAGAGGCUGGCGGCGCCACGGGGCCCCACAGGCCCCAGUUCCACAGAGUGACCAUAGCGGCGCUGGUGAUCUUCCUGUACGCCUGGCUGGUUCCGGUGGCUCUGUGGGGGUUCCUGACCUGGAGGCGGGCCUCUGAGAGGCAGCAUGGAGGCUACUCCUUCCUGGAGACCGUGUGUGUCUACGGCUACUCCCUGUUCAUCUACAUCCCCACAUCGAUCUUGUGGAUCCUACCAUACGAGUGGCUGCAGUGGACGCUGGCCGUGGUUGCCAUGGUGAUCUCUGGCUCGGUUCUGGCCCUCACCUUCUGGCCCGUCGUCAGGGACGACAGCAGAGCGACGGCGGUGGCCACGGUGGCGACCAUGAUGGUGCUGCACACUCUGCUGGCUGUCGGCUGUAAGCUGUACUUUUUUCAGACAGACGUCCCCCCCCCUCCAGCCUCCACCGCUGCCCCCCCGCUCCACACCACCUUGGUGGCCCAGCCCCAGUGAGCGGUUCUGCUGCCGGCCCAGGAGGACCGGUCCAGCCGCGUUCGGGUCGCCUGGUUCUGAUUCGGACCUCCUGUCUCCUCAGCAGCUGAAUGUUGGGGUUGGACCUGCUGGUUCUGGUUCUGGUUCAGCCCAACUUCUACUUCCUGACUUUCCAAACUGUGAAGGUUUAGAUCUAUUUAUUAAUUUCCUCUGAUAUCGACUCUUCAGUUUAACUUUCAGGGUUUUUCUGUUUUAUUUAUUCUUGUUUCUCUGAAUAAUUUGGUCUCAUUCAUAAAUAAUGUGAAGAAAGUCGAGGUUUCUGAUCUACUUUAACAGAUCUAACACAGACUGAACCAAUCUGACACAGAUUUCUAUGUUUGCUUAGAGGUACGGAGCACAGAGUAACUCAUAGCUGCUCCCUGCUGCUCAGCUGGCUGAAAUGAAGCCGUGUUCAGAAACAGUAGAAGCUGCAGAGAGCAGCUGGUUGAUGAUCCAGAUGUGAAAAGGUUGAAUGUUCUGAACUAAAACCUCGUUAAUUUAAAACCAUCAAUAAAUAAUGAAUCAGUGAAUCGUU